AUGGAUCCGACAUAUCCAGAUCACCGUCUCGAUGAAUCUUUCUCACAAGCGCCCAGGUCAAGAACCAACAGUGGGGUAUCAACAACAGAGGGACUCCUGCGUUCCUUGCAGCUUGCCGAUUCGCCUGCAAACACCUCGUUGGACCCUACAUAUAGCUGUAGUAGACCAGCUUCUCUGCGAAGUCGAACUUCUCCGGCUCUCACCAGUCCGGACCCUACCUCCGCUGCCUUCCGUCCUGCUCUCACCUCUCACACCCAGUCCACCUUCUCACUUCCAUUGGAUGAGGAGUUGGAUGUAAACUGGUUCGACAACACUCAGUCUACAGCCCAGGGCACGCCGUUGCUGCGAGUAGAUCCGGCGGAGACCUACUCUCAACUCACACCUUCGUCAUCCCCACCUUCCAACUCCCAAUCGGCAACUAUGAGCACCGUCGCGCUCCAGUACGAUUCAACGUUCGAUAUGGCCGGGAGAUCAUUGUUCAGUUGGCCAGGUAAGGAUCGAGAAGCCGGGCCCCCCCCUUCUCGGCCUCGCGGCUCUGACAGCAUGUUCUCAGUCCUCGAUUCUAGCGGGGGUCUUCUUGGCCACGACCUAGGCUCCUACGCCUCAGACGCCAGCCUGACCCCUCCAAGCGGAUCAAGAUCAGCCACCGCGAGCCCCCCAAUAGGGACGCUCACGGCGGGACAGCGGGAGAUCAAACGCCAGCGGGACCACGCCCGCCACAGCUCCAAGCUCGCCGCCCGUAGCGGGAGGACCAGCAGCGGGUCUUCCUACGGUCACUCGCCGCCAGUGACGAUGGCUGACCUGACCACUAGCGGGGCGGGCCUCCCGAUCUACCCCUCGGCGUCCUCGCCGAUCCCGUCCCAGCCAUAUCUGCCCUCGUUCUCGCCCCCCAUCGCGGACGCCGGCAUGUACUCGAACCCGUACCCACAACAUCAGUACAUGUCGGUUGAUUAUUCGCCAAAUUACUCAGCCUCGACAGCGCCGAGCCUGCCUUCAAACUAUGGAAGGCCAACAAUGACAGACCCCAACUUGUUAUACUCCUCCGCCGCCUCCUCGAUGGGCAUGGGGUCCCCCUCGGCAUCGGCGCAGCACCAGCACCAGCAGCAGGAGGAGGGUGCAGGGGCGGGCUCGUCGCACGUGCGGGUGGUGCAGGGGCGGCCCAAGCCCCAGUGCUGGGACCACGGGUGCAACGGGCGGCAGUUCUCGACCUUCAGCAACCUGCUGCGGCACCAGCGCGAGAAGUCGGGCCAGGCCGCCAAGGCCACCUGUCCCAACUGCGGCGCCGAGUUCACGCGCACCACCGCGCGGAACGGGCACCUGCUGCAUGACAAAUGCAGGCAGAAGAAGCCCGGUGGUGGUGAGAGCUAGCUGCUUGGAUGGGGGGCUUGCUCUCCUGUCCUGUGCGAUCAUGAUGAAUUGGGAAAGAGAAGCAAACGAUGGAGGAAAAGUACCACCUGGGGAUUGAACAUUGGGAAACGGGGAGCGCAUGGGGCAUGUUUACGCUGCCAAAGCCAUUCUACUGCAUUUUUCAAUUUCUUCUUUUUUGUCCCCCUCCCCGGGGGGCAUGGGCACAUAUCCCCCU
Molecule: messenger RNA, 1582 nt
Organism: Phialemonium atrogriseum
Lineage: Eukaryota; Fungi; Ascomycota; Sordariomycetes; Cephalothecales; Cephalothecaceae
Exons: 3
Coding region: 1-1368 (455 amino acids)
Source: RefSeq, a predicted model, not a curated record